Cladophialophora yegresii CBS 114405 is the source of this 1923-nucleotide messenger RNA. RefSeq lists its product as uncharacterized. The record is from RefSeq and is a predicted model, not a curated record. Bases 1 to 1923 code for a protein of 640 amino acids. The transcript is spliced from 2 exons. Lineage: Eukaryota; Fungi; Ascomycota; Eurotiomycetes; Chaetothyriales; Herpotrichiellaceae.
AUGGGUCAGUCUCACUCAUCAGAGCCGCCGAAGGAGGUACCCAUCGAACAUCUAAGCCACGAGCUGGCACUUCGCUUUGCCAGCAAAUGCUACACGCACUUGGAGAUAGCUCACUACAAGGACAACUUCAAGACCCUUGCAGACCAUCAGGAAGACGUGGAAUACUGGAAAGAAGACACAUUAUGUCGCUUCUUGGCCUUGCCAGAACCUCUCAAAGCAGGACCUGUGCUCUAUCGCAUGUGCAGCUACCUGGGAGCCUUUCCAUUUCCCAGUCUGGCGCCAUGCAUCUUGACCCGUGAAGCCAUGCUCAAGGUCAUCACCAUCAUGACAGGUAGGUACAAGAAGGUCUUGAGGCGUGGUGACCAGGACAAGGUCAAGCUCUUGUUCCGGAGUUUGGCUGUCUUCGAUCGACGGUCUAGUAUGCCUCCGCCAAGGGAGCAACCCACUAUGGAAGAUGUUGUCAAGGACCAACUCCCGGACGACAUGCUGAAAGAGCGAGAAGUAGAAGAAGGCGUCCGCUCGCAUGUUGACGGUUUCGCUAUUGAUGAGCCGCUAAAUGAUGAUGAGGACGAAGACGACGAUGACCUUGCCCUAGCAGCGCUGGAUGCUCUUGAUGCCAUUGAAGUCUUCAAGCAUGAUCAGAAGACCGACCGAAAGAUCAACCGCGCGAUAGUCCCAGCACAGAACCUCAAAAACUUGGUCAUGCUCUUGCUCCUGAUCGCAGGCAUCGAGCCAUUGACUCCCCUCGGCAUAUACGGCGAGAGUUUGGACCAGAAAGAGCGGCUCCAAGGCCUCAGCGAUUCAGCAGAUGCCGUUGUAGCAGCCUUCGACCCAGACUCACAUGGCGAAGGCAUCCGAUAUUCCAAUUUUGUAAAAACCAUCACAACCACGUUACCAGAUCUCUUCAUCCCCUUCAGCGCCUUGUUCGAGCACUUCCUUUUCAGCAAGAACAUUAACCUCAGUAAACACCGCGACACAGCCGUCCAACCCACUCUUGAGGCCCUCGAGACAAAAGCGUCCCCAAUAUACAAGUCCCCAGAAGACACCACCUUCAGCACCAUCCUCACCAACACGCUCCUGUCCCAACUGUCCAUGUUCCUGAAACUGUCCACCUCUCCUACGUCGUCAAGUCCGUCGCUGCAAAACAUCUUCUCCUCCAACGCCCGCUUCAAUCAACUCUACUCGACCUCGUCGCACGGAACGUCUCUCUCCUCCUUCCACCGCCAGGUCCUCUCCUGGACAUCCAGCACCCUCGUGCUUAUCAGCGGCACGAAUGACAAUAAACCCGUCCUUAUCGGGGGCUACCUCCCCGAACCAUGGCGUGAGAAACCCCCCGCCCUCACUCCAGAAUCACCUGCAAGGUUCUCCACGCUCUUCCAACUCCUCCCCCGCCACGCCGUCUUCCCGGCCAACACCUACAACCGCACCAUCCCGCCUUCGUACUUUAAUUCAAAAACAGGGAUAGCAUUAGGUUGCAUGAUUCCUCCUUCAACCUCGCGCACCGGUCCCCCUCCGGCACCAAUUCUAGGACCCGUAAGCAUCCUGAUCGACGGAGACAUGGAAUCCGUGACAUUCAACCACGACGGCUCCUCCGGAUCGGGUGCAUUCGUUACCGAUCCAGGUCUGGAAGUGGCGCAGACUCACCGCUCCGACGCUGUCCAAGCGAAGAAAUUUACAUUCGACCUCGACACGCUGGAAGUCUGGGGCAUAUCCUUCCCGCUUGGCGCCCGCUCGGGCUCCGCGGCUGGGGAGGAGGACGAUGAAAUCACGAAGCAAAGAAAGAGGUUGAAAUGGGAGGAAGAAGAGGCUGCAAGGCGGAGGGGCGUGAAUUUCGGGGGCGAUAAGGACGGGGCGAGGGCGCUCUUGGAGAUGGCGGGCUUAGUAGGCGACAAGGCUGGUCAUAGGAGUGGCGGAAGCGUAUGA